UGCUGUUACAUUUCCCAGAAGAAAUCUAAAGAUGAUCCAGAUGAACACGUAGAGCCUGCCCCAUUAGCACGUAUCCUUAAGUACAACCAACCAGAAUGGCCCUACAUGCUCCUGGGCGCACUGGGAGCUGCCGUCAAUGGCUCUGUCAGUCCUAUCUAUGCAGUCCUCUUCAGCCAAAUUCUAGGGACAUUUGCCAUUCCUGACCUGAACGAGCAGAGGAGGCAGAUUGAUGGGAUAUGUGUUCUGUUUUGCCUCCUGGCAGUGUGUAGUUUCUUUUCGCACUUCCUUCAGGGAUAUUCUUUUGCCAAGUCUGGGGAGCUGUUGACUUGCCGUCUGAGGAAACUGGGCUUCCAGGCCAUGUUGAGACAGGAGAUGGCCUGGUUUGAUGAGCCCAGAAACAGCCCUGGAGCUCUGACAACAAGACUGGCUACAGAUGCAUCCAUGGUCCAGGGGGCAACAGGCUCUCAGAUCGGCAUGAUUGUCAACUCGCUGACCAGCAUUGGAGUAUCUUUCAUCAUUGCCUUCUACUUCAGUUGGAAGUUAACACUGGUUAUUAUGUGUUUCCUGCCGCUCAUCGGACUGGCUGGGAUGCUCCAAGCUGAAAAACUGACAGGUUUUGCAAGUGAAGAUACAAAGGCCAUGGAGGCAGCAGGUCAGGUGUCCAGCGAAGCUCUCACCAACAUCAGGACCAUCGCAGGGUUGGUCAAAGAGAGUACAUUUGUGAACUUAUAUGAAGAGAAACUGGAGCAUUCAUAUAAAUCAGCCAAAAAGACAGCCAACAUAUACGGAAUCUGCUUUGGCAUUGCCCAGUGUGUAAUCUUCAUGGCAUAUGCUGCUUCAUUUCAAUAUGGAGGCUAUUUGGUCGCCUCUGAGGGGCUACAAUACAUGUUGGUUUUCAGAGUGAUUUCAGCUGUUGUAAUUAGUGGAACGGCACUUGGAAGAGUAUCCUCCUUCACAUCAGAUUACGCCAAAGCGAAGACUGCUGCGGCUCAGUUUUUUAAUUUGUUGGACAGAAUUCCUAAAAUUAGCUUAAGCCACACAGAUGGAGACAAAUGGGAUAACUUCAAAGGAGAAAUAGAGUUCAACAACUGCAAAUUCACGUACCCAACGCGACCAGACACACAGGUGCUGAAAGGCCUGAUGGUGUCUGUGAAACCGGGCCAGACUUUGGCCUUUGUUGGUAGCAGCGGUUGUGGUAAAAGUACCAGUGUGCAGCUGUUGGAGAGAUUCUACGACCCAGAUGAAGGAGUAGUGAUGAUUGAUGGCUACUCAUCUUGUGCAGUCAAUGUGCCAUUUCUGAGAGCUCAGAUUGGUAUCGUAUUCCAAGAGCCAGUUCUGUUUGACUGCAGCAUUGCUCAGAACAUACAGUACGGUGAUAAUACACGCGUCAUCAGCAUGGGCGAGAUUAUUGAGGCUGCCAAGAAAGCCUACCUGCACGACUUUGUGAUGACCCUACCAGAUAAAUAUGAGACUCAGGUUGGUGCUCAGGGCUCCCAGCUGUCACGAGGGCAAAAACAACGCAUUGCCAUUGCUCGAGCCAUUGUCAGGAACCCCAAAAUCCUGCUGCUAGAUGAGGCUACAUCUGCUCUGGACACAGAGAGUGAAAAGACUGUCCAGUCUGCUCUGGAUGAAGCAAGAAAAGGACGAACCUGCAUCGUUAUUGCUCAUAGACUCUCUACGAUCCAGACUGCUGACAUUAUAGCAGUGAUGUCAAAUGGUGUUGUCAUAGAACAAGGCACACAUGAAGAACUUAUGGCCAUAAAAGGUGCUUAUUAUAAACUGGUAACAACAGGUGCUCCUGUUAGUUAAGUGUUUGCACAUCACUGAGUGGCAUAUAAAAGUGACAUUUUUGAUUGUUAGUGUGAU
Messenger RNA from Thalassophryne amazonica, 1866 nucleotides. Its product is annotated as bile salt export pump-like. NCBI's taxonomy places the organism in Eukaryota, Metazoa, Chordata, Actinopteri, Batrachoidiformes, Batrachoididae. The transcript is spliced from 10 exons. The annotation marks the transcript as partial. Gene Ontology annotation, biological process: transmembrane transport. Gene Ontology annotation, cellular component: membrane. The record is from RefSeq and is a predicted model, not a curated record. Gene Ontology annotation, molecular function: ABC-type transporter activity; ATP hydrolysis activity; ATP binding.